UCAAAAUAGUUGUCAUUCGCGUACCGUAUUGUGUUGAGGUUAUUAUUUGUCAGUCCAUGUGAUUAUUAUUUACAGUUAGUAAAAGAACCUUUAAUUUUAACAUGCAGCACGACGACGUUGUGUGGGCAAUUAUCAACAAGACACAUUGUUCGCACAAAGUAACUACAAAAACUCAGCAUUUUUGCCGAAAUGAGUUCAACCUGACUGGUUUGUGCAGCCGGGCGUCGUGUCCACUUGCAAACAGUAAAUAUGCAACUAUUCGUGAAGAAAAUGGUAUUAUUUACUUGUUUAUGAAGACAGCUGAAAGGGUAAUGUUCCCAGCCAAACAAUGGGAAAAAGUAAAGCUGUCAAGAAACUUUGAGAAGGCAAUAUAUCAAAUCAAUGAGAAUCUUCUAUACUGGCCUGCUUUUAUAAAGGCGAAAUGCAAGCAGAGGUUUGUCAAAAUAACACAGUAUCUCAUACGAAUGAGAAAAUUGAAACUUAGAAGAGUAAAGGAAUUGGUUCCCAUACAACGUAAGAUAGAAAGGCGUGAGAGAAGAAGGGAAGAAAAGGCCUUAGUCGCUGCAAGAAUAGACAAUGCUAUAGAAAAACAACUGCUUGAAAGACUGAAGAAAGGCACUUAUAAUGAUAUUUACAACUUCCCACAAAUGGCAUUUGACGCAGCACUCAAAGCUGAAGAGAUUUCAAGUGAAAGUGAGAAAGAAGAUGAGGAAGAAGAAGAAGUUGAGAGAGAGAUGGAGCCGGAAUUAGAGAGAGAGUUGGAGCGGACUGUGGAGCAAGCUGAUGAGUUUGUUGAAGCUGACAGUGAUAUGGAUAGUGAUGAGGAUUCCGAUUCCGGUAAGAAGGAGAAUGUUCACGUUGACAGUGAUUUUGAAUCGGAGACUUCAGACAUUGAGGAUAUCGCCGAGUCUCUACCACGGAAGAAGAUGGCACGCGUUGAAAUAGAAUACGAAACGGAACCAGUCGCAAAUGUUACUAAAAAGAAAAUAAAGCAUUGAUUUUAUCAUUUAA
Messenger RNA from Trichoplusia ni (cabbage looper), 1011 nucleotides. RefSeq names its product protein MAK16 homolog (gene Rbm13). Gene Ontology annotation, cellular component: preribosome, large subunit precursor; nucleolus. The transcript has 8 exons. The record is from RefSeq and is a predicted model, not a curated record. The coding region runs from base 102 to 998 and encodes 298 amino acids. NCBI's taxonomy places the organism in Eukaryota, Metazoa, Arthropoda, Insecta, Lepidoptera, Noctuidae. Gene Ontology annotation, biological process: maturation of 5.8S rRNA; maturation of LSU-rRNA.